Molecule: messenger RNA, 2184 nt
Organism: Neoarthrinium moseri
Lineage: Eukaryota; Fungi; Ascomycota; Sordariomycetes; Amphisphaeriales; Apiosporaceae
Exons: 2
Coding region: 1-2184 (727 amino acids)
Source: RefSeq, a predicted model, not a curated record
AUGGCUCUGUUAAGUGAAAGUCAGGACGCCGAACUCCAGAUGCUUAAGAAGGAACUAGACCGGGAGUGCCUCGCACGUCAAGCCGCAGAGAAGCAAGCACAAGAUGCACAGCAGCAGUUAUCCUUCCUGCAGAGCGGCCUCGGUCAGCAGUCCCCGCUGCCCGCCUUGUCAAGUCCCAGCAUCAGCAACCUCGAUGCCCCAUCGCCUGUCUACGCCGAGUUCCAGCUCUCCAACACAUCGCUCACGGCGAUCCCGUUCGAGCAGCAAGAUGUCCUGGCACGACGGAAGUCGAUACCGCGGAGUGCGGGCUAUGGCCAAGGCACCUUGGCGAGCCACCAUAGUCUGCCUGGCACCCCGCCAUCGUCUGUUCUGGCCUCCCAAGCCGUGAAGCAACAGAGGACCAUGUCACACCAGACUUUCCCCUCGCAUCGGCACCAAAUGAUCCGCAGCCAGUCGAAUCUCUCUACACAGUCUAGCCCUUUUGUCUUCAACGGCCAGAUCACGCCGCCGCCCAAGCCAAACACCGCCGGCCACCAGCCGGCCAGGAGUGCUGCCGUGCGAGACUUCAUGAGCAGAGACGAGCUCGCAAACUUUGGCGCCGCCGGCCAGUCGCUGCAUCGCUCGCAAUCUGUGAGGGUGAGACGUCGGCCCGACAUGGCCAGCAUGCCCCCGGUGGCCGAGUCCCAGCUGAUGGAUCCGGAAACAUACUUUGCCAACUUUGAUGCCUACGAGUAUCCGAGCAAUUCCGCUUACCUCAGCAGUUCCAUGCCAACGGACCAACUCCACCUCAGCCCAGACAUGCCCGUUUAUGGCAUGUCGAAUGCAUCAGUUUGCGGUUCCAUGACCACGGGCUUGACGCCGGAGACUGCGCCAAUGACUAGGGAAAACAGCAGCGUGUUUGACAACCAGUCGGUCGGAGGUGCCAUGCACAUGAUGCAGCUUGGCUCGCACCAGGGGACGGACAUGUCCCAGCUUGAUAGCCCCUUUUACCCAAACGCCAGUAGCGGGUACAACUCACCGCUGGCCAAGAGCGCCUCGCCUUCCGAGGAGGAUUUGAAAGGGGUCGGCACCAGUCUUUCGCAGUCUUAUCUGAACCCCUAUGGGCAUCCCGCGCCGCCUGGAGGUGUGCUAAUGUCACAAGAUAUGUCUCGGUCUGCUUCAAACACCAGCGCAGCCAGUAUCAAAUCUACGUCUUCGCUCAAGCUGCGACUUAAGGAGUCGCUUCGCAGACAGAACCAACACACCGCGCUUCUGAAGCCUAAGCCUUCUAGCGAUGCCAAAGCGACCGACUCGCAUUCGGCCAAGAAAGAUGGCAAGACCGCCAUCACCAAAGCCAAGUACGUGCGGCCCCGCCAGCCCAAGGUGUUCUGCGAAAAGUGUACCGAGCAUCCGGACGGGUUUCGUGGAGAGCACGAGCUGAGGCGCCAUCGCGAUGCGAAGCAUCCAGAACAGGGCGUCAUCAAGAAGUGGAUCUGUGUUGAUCCCGCCACCCGUGGCCUGCCGAUCGGUGUGGCCGUCGUUAACCCCUUGGAUAAGUGCAAGGCUUGCAAGGCUCAGAAGAAGUAUGGGGCAUACUACAACGCAGCUGCUCAUCUGCGCCGGACCCAUUUCAAGGAGAAGCCUUCGCGCGCCAAGAACAAGAACAAUGGCGCCAGCUCACGCCCGGAUGACGACAAGCGCGGUGGCAAGGGAGGUGGUGACUGGCCACCCAUGACCGAGCUGAAGAAUUGGAUGAAGGAGGUCUGGGUUCACAAGGACGAGCUGAAGCAAGACUCCGACGAGGAAAAUGAGGAGGAUGCUGGCGCUGAUUCCUCUGCGAACGACAUGGAUAUCGACCUUGAGCAUGGUGCCGGACAACUGGCUCCCGAUUACACCAUGCCCAUGCACAGCGGCAACGACAACAUGGUGGCCGAGAUGGGCUUCGGAAUGUAUCCCAACCACUUGGCCAUCAACACCGAGAUCCCAUUCUAUGCCCACCAGCCGCUGAUUUCCUCGGCCCAAUUCACUGAUUAUGCGUGCUCGCCCAUGAUCGGCACCUUUCCCUAUACCGGCCCAAGCCAGGUCUCACAGUACGGCAGCGUUGUGUCCAGCAACGACACUAUCACGGCUAACGCCGCCAACUUCGGCGAGGCGAUGGGUAAUGUCGGCGACCUUCAGUUCGACGAGAUGAUGUACCCGCAAUGA